AUGUUGGGUAGGAUGGAGACUGUGUCGGACGGAAGUUUGAAUGCGGAUGCUUUUGGGGAUGCGAUAAAGAAGGUGCAGACCUUUUCCCCUCCAAGUCUACACAAUCGCAAAGAGUGUGGCAGGUCCGCUUUGACUGACCUGCCGACGAGUUUGAAAGAAGAGCUCUAUCUUCAUCACUCGGCUUCGACCUUCGACGGGCCAGACUACGUAGCAGAUUCCGAUUUCCUCACAUCGCAACCUUUGCCGCUCAUGGCCUUGGAAGUGGGAGACCUGGGCCAGCAGACCCUCAUUGCAGAGCUGCGGGAGGAGUUCCGUGUUGAGCACCAGAGGCUCCAGAAAUCCCUCGAGACCGAGCGGGCCGAGCGCGUGCAGAGCAUUGCCGGCAUCCGUCAAUCCACUUGGGGGGAAGGCAUCGUCCUUCUGAUACCCAGCUUCUGUAGAAUUGCUUGGGCGACGCUUGGUCUAGCGACACAUGCUCUCUUUGCUGACGGCACGGUGGAUACACUGGGAGCCUCUCUCGUCGAGGGCCUGACCAUCCUGGGUGCUGAAGUCGAGAGCCUGAUCUCCUUGGUGAUGCACCUCAAGAAGAAACAGGCAAAGACGACUCUGUUCGCUUCUUCCAGCGUCCGUGUAGCAGGCUCUCUUCUUUACUACUUUACCGGCAUAGCUAAUUACUUGAGUGACUUCCACCAUUGUCCCGUUGCCCUUGGCGCUGUGGCAGGUAGUGCCAGCUCGCUGAAGCGCCGGUUGCAGCAGACGACUACCUUCGCUUCAGGCGGUGAUGGCUAUGGCUAUGAUGGCUAUGGCUAUGAUGGCUAUGCCGGCGCCGUCACCGGAUCGCCCGGUUACAGUGGAUAUAGCGGCACCGUCACCGGCUCGCCCGGCUACGGUGGAUAUGGUGGAGACUGGGUCUUCUGCGAAGAGUUGUACUGCUACACCAGCGUCUACAACGAUGCAGGUGAGGUCGACUGGGACGCGACAAACAUGAUUGAACCCACGUGCUCUGCCUAUGACGAAGGCUGCAAGUGUAACGAGCAGUGGGAGGAGGAGUGUGACAGCUGGGGCUACAAGUACUGUGAGCAGAAGAGCAUUGGCUGCUACGACCCUCACGACGUGUCUUGCAUGGAUUACGAGGUGAAGUGCAAGGACUCCUUCUCCAGCUAUUGCUGGGAUCCGUCAUAUGGAGCCUGUCCACUGUACUGCGACAGCACACAGCUGUACUGCUUCUCCUACGGCUACGAUGAGAAGGGCAUGCUGAACAGCUCGGACUACCGUGAAUACUGUGCGGCCACGGAGACGGGUUGCACCUGCAACGUGCAGUGGGAGCACAAGUGCACGGAUCAGUGGGGCUACAGCUGGUGCCAGGAGAAGACCCAGCCUUGCCCGAUCACCUGUGGCACAGAUGAGCAGGACUGCUGGAUGACGCCGUACGGUAAGGACGGCUAUCCGGAUUGGAACGCAAGCUACGAACAGACUUGCCACCCAAUCGACCAGUCCUGCCCCUGCGACCCCGUUCAUGAAGAGACGUGUAUUGACAACUGGGGUACCUGGUGUCAGUCGAAGGUUUAUGGCUCUUGCCCGAUAGCUUGCGGCACUGACGAGAUGACAUGCUGGGUUACGCCUUAUGACGACAGUGGAAAUGUUCUUUACGACGGGGCAUGGAACGAGGUUUGUGCACCAGUCGAAGAUGGUUGCCCAUGCAACCAGCAGUGGGAGAAGCAGUGCACAAGCUACGGCUACACGUUCUGCGAGGCCAAGACGAACAGCUGCCCUGUAGAUUGUGGCGAGGUGGAGACGUGUUACCACUACGUGUCAGGUAACCAGACUUGUGCAACAGAUUCCGGCUGCAUUUGUGAAGCAAACGAGAUCAGCUGCACCAAUCCGGACACCGGCAAGGUGGAGUGCUAUCCCACCGACUGGUAUCCUUCUGGUUGCCCCGUCUCCUGCAAGAUGUCUGAUGAGAUGUACUGCUCCAACGUCUCGUUCGAUGCUACCGGAAUGAUGCUCUGGCAGGACUACUGCCUGGAUGGCGGCAGCAACAACUGGAUGUGCCCCAUUCAUUGCGACACAACCACCUCGAAGAAGUGCGGCACCCCAGGUUCCUUCGACGAGCACUGCGUGGCCAUCUCAGAGGACUGCCCUCUGAGCUGCUCAGCAGAUCAGCAGUACUGCUGGGUGGACGAGUAUGAUUCUGAUGGCAUGUGGCUGUCCAGCUCGGAGACCUGCGUGGCUCUGGAUGCAGACUGCCCCUGUGGAGCCAAUGCGGUGCAGUGCGAGGACCCCUUCUAUGGUGGCUACAAGUACUGCACCGCUUCUUUCUGGGGGUGCCCGAUCUACUGCGAUCCCAUCACGGAGAAGACCUGCUACCCGGUAUCAUUCACGGAAGAUGGGCUGCAAGAUUGGAAUGCCCCGGUUAAAGAGAGCUGCCAGAACAUCACCCAGCCAUGCGGGUGCGGCGAGAAUGCCAAGAUGUGCCGCUGGACUGAUGAGUGGGGAUACGAAAACGAGGUAUGCUACCCAACCAGCAUUGCAUGCCCCGUCACCUGCCAAGAAGAUGAGCAGCAUUGCUACAUCACAGACUACGGGAGCAAUGGCUAUCCCGGCGUCUACCGGGAGACCUGCAUCAAAGCAGACCAGGUGUGCCCUUGUGGAACCCACUCGCAGCAAUGCCAUGACCCACACUGGGAUUAUCACUACUGCUACCCGCUGGUGGACUACUGGAGCAAUAGCUCCAUGCGCUGCCCGGUCUACUGCACCGACGAGGAGGACUACUGCUACAGCCCUAGCUACGAUGCAAAUGGUGGAUGGUUGAGCACUGUGGAAACAUGCGUCCCAAAAGGCACCAAGUGCCAAUGCACUGGCCAGAACUCCUUCUCGUGCGACUUCAAUGAGUGGGGCUACACCUGGACUGAGUGCCUUCCCAUCGAGGGAGGCUACUGUCCGCCUACAUGCGCCGAUGGUGAGGUGAGCUGCCCGGGGGUGGACGACUACAGGCCCGACGGAAGCUGGUUGGGUUGGUCCAGCCCCAGCACGAAGUGCGCCGCCAGCCUCGACAGCUGCCCCUGUGGAACAGAGGCAAAAGCAUGCCCAGGUUCUGCCAUGCGCUGCAUCUUCAAGGACGAGGAGUGUCCGGUGGUCUGCGGGGACAAGCAGAAGAAGUGCUGGAUCGUAGACUUCACACAGUCGGAGGAGUACAUCAGCGACCGUGAAAUUUGCGUUGGGGAGGAUGAGAAGUGCCCCUGCGGUCAGAACACACAACGAUGCCCCGGCUCAGACACCUGCCUGCUGCCUACCGAGGCCAGCCUCGUUUGCCCUUGCGAGGAGUCGGAGAAGCAGUGCAAUGUCGUGGACUACACUUCCUCGGGGAAGCAGUCAAACACGAGCGUUCAGUGCAUCAAUAAGGGUGCAAAGUGCCCGUGCGGCACGAACUCCUUGGUGUGCCCGGACCCGAACAAUGCGGAGGAUAACAUCUGUCGCCCCAAGUAUAGCGGAACACUUCUGAACAGCUGCCCCAAGGCAUGCACACCGGAGCAGGAGGCUGCUGGCAACAGGACCUGCAUCCAGACGCACCUGACCGAGACUGGUGCAUUCCGGUCGGAGAGUGUCAGCUGCGUAAAGCCCGACAACUGCAUUGCUGGUGAUAACAUGCAGAAGUGUCCCUCAGGAAGUCAUAUCCCGGCCUGGAAGUCGUGCAAGGACCUCUAUGGUGCAGGCGGCAGCAACACCUCUGCCGUCGAAAGUGGUGAGAAGCAGAAAUCCAAGGUGAUCGUGGUGCUGGAUGCUGUCAAGGAGGAAGUCAUGGAGAAGCUCGAGGAUACGCGGGUGCUGCUCAAUGGCGAACUCUACCUCCCCAAAGGUUUGAAGACCACCAUCACCUACAAGAGCCAGAGUACAGCGGUUCAAGGCCGACGCUUGACGGCCCGUCGCGCCUCCACCACGGGCGCCGUGCUGACGCUUGAGAUCGAGAAUGAGGGGCCCACAUCGGUGGCACCGGUCGACGUGGCCCAGGAGCUGCAGAAGCAGGUCAAGAGCAGCAGUGCUGGUGCCAUGAAGGCUUUGGGCGAUCUCGGCACCGUGAACACCAAGGUGGGUGUCCGUGUCGCUUCGGAGAAGGCGACAAUCACCACCCGCGCAGAUGUCGCGAACCAGCAGAGAAAGGCAGCGCUGGGAAUCUCUGAUCCCACCACCACCACCACCACCAGCAGGCAGGCCAGCCAGGGGCAGGUCACGACGCUAGCGGGAAACACUGGCGACACCGAGACAACCAGCAUGGAUGAUGAGCUCAGUUUUGCCGUGUCGGGUCGGUUCUACCUGCUCACGGUUCUGUUAGCGGAAUCUGAGACGUCUCAGUGGAAGUCUGUUUUGUUCCUGCAGUGGCUAGAUGCAGAUGUGCAGCUGGAAGAAGAAGAAGAGGCCUUACAGUCGAUCUCGCCACGGUCCAUGGACCGCCGGCGGAUGAUGCACAGCUUCGAGCAGCUGGGCCAGCAGCUGACGGACGGUUGCCGUGCUCAACUGGCUCUGGAGCUGAAACGGGCAAACAAGGAUUUGCAGUCCUCCAUCGCGGCCAUGGAGUCUUCGAUGCGUGCCGAGCUAUGCAGCCACUUGAACGUUGCGGUGAACAUGCACAUGGCUGGGAAGGUAACAAAUUCGGAAGAGGCAAAUAUGCCGGAAGAGUCCCCAUCAAGGAGAAGAAGCACCGAAUUCCGAAGCCAGGAUAUGACCUCGUCAGCAUCCAUGCCAUCGCUGUUUGACCGGUCAAGCCUGCAGGAGGAAACUCCGACAAGCGCGCAUGCAGAGGACCGCGGCGGCAACACGGUCAGUGAAACUGGCACAGGCGAUGAUGCCGGGAUCAUGGCGACGGAAACGCAAGAGGCUCUCUGUGGAUCCGAGGAUCCCACACAGACACCCGACACUGCGAACUCCACGGAGGCAGAUGACGAAGCCGUGGAGAACAAAGUGGAAGACAGCAAGAAGGCCGACGAGACCUCCGGCAAAGAGGCUGAGGAAGUCAAAGCGACGCCAAGCCGAAGCCCUUCUUCUUGUUUUCGGCCAGAGAUGUCUCCCCAACGUGGAGUGCCAAUGCAGGCAGCGAUGUCGCCACGUGCCUUUCCACUGCCAGGAAUGAACCCGGAUCCUGCUCGGCUGCCGAAGCCACCAAAGCCUGGGCACCAGGUUCCUUUGACAUUGGCUUUGCCACCAGGCAGGGCAAUCGCUGUGAGGACCAUCAGCCCGCAGCGUGGUUGUAUCAGGUCGGGUUCCCAGUCCCAGCAGACCCCGGGCAAAGGGCAGGCACAUCCUUACCUUGCGCGAGGACAACAAUCCACCCAGCAGCUCCGACCAGCUUCGCAGGUGAGCAGUCCGUACCUCACCACAACCCUGGCUGAUGCCAGCAAGAUGCCUCAACAGGAGCAGGAAGCUGCCCGUUUGGGGGCCAUGCGGCUCGCUGUUGCACAGAGUCGCCCUCCGCCUCCUGCACCAGCAAGUGGACGACGUCAGGCACCUAGGAGCAGGGAGAUGGCUACUCUCGUUGCAUGA
Symbiodinium necroappetens is the source of this 5535-nucleotide messenger RNA. Lineage: Eukaryota; Dinophyceae; Suessiales; Symbiodiniaceae. The record is from the annotation of a GenBank genome assembly.